This is a messenger RNA of Nerophis lumbriciformis (worm pipefish), 1715 nucleotides long. RefSeq names its product pyridoxal (pyridoxine, vitamin B6) kinase b (gene pdxkb). Lineage: Eukaryota; Metazoa; Chordata; Actinopteri; Syngnathiformes; Syngnathidae. Gene Ontology annotation, biological process: pyridoxal 5'-phosphate salvage. Gene Ontology annotation, molecular function: pyridoxal kinase activity. The record is from RefSeq and is a predicted model, not a curated record. Gene Ontology annotation, cellular component: cytosol.
AAAAGAUAUCGAUUUUGUCAACUCGGUAUCGCUCCGAUACUGACACCGCCCUCGGUAUCCACACGUUCGCCGGUUUGUCUCGACCUGCCCACCCUCACUCCACGCGCACGCGCACAGCCGCACGCACGCGCUGGCCGCCAUCACAGGUGUUGCUAGCUAGCCAGCAGGCUAAGUGUGUUAUGCGCUGAGAAGGAUCCGUCUGACCCGCGCCUCUCGUCGGCUGACCGGAGCCGCCAUGGAGUGCCGCGUCCUGUCCAUCCAGAGCCACGUCGUCCGGGGCUACGUGGGCAACAAGAGCGCCUCCUUCCCGCUGCAGGUUUUAGGCUUUGAAGUGGACUCCAUCAACUCUGUGCAGUUCUCCAACCACACAGGAUAUUCGCACUGGAAGGGUCAGGUGUUGACAGCCGACGAGCUGCACGUCCUCUACGAGGGCAUCAAGCUGAACAACGUGCACCAGUACGAUUAUGUCCUCACAGGCUACACCAGAGACACGUCUUUCCUGGAGAUGGUGGUGGACAUUGUCCAGGAGCUGAAGAGAGCCAACCCCAACCUGGUGUACGUGUGUGACCCGGUGCUGGGUGACCAUGGAUCUAUGUACGUCCCUCAGAACCUUUAUCCCGUCUAUAAGAACAAGGUGGUUCCUGUGGCUGACAUCAUCACUCCCAACCAGUUUGAGGCUGAGCUGCUGACGGGUAAAAACAUCAGCACAGAGAAAGACGCGGUCGAGGUGAUGGACCUGCUGCACGCCAUGGGUCCAGACACGGUGGUCAUCACGUCGUCCGACCUGCCCUCCAGGCUGGGAGACCGCUUCCUGGUGUCGCUGGGCAGCCAGCGCCACGUUCGCCCAGACGGCAGCAGGACGACUCAGAGGGUUCGGAUAGAAGUUCCCAAAGUGGACGCCGUCUUUGUGGGGACCGGGGACUUGUUUGCUGCCAUGCUGCUGGCGUGGACGCACCACUACCCCAACGACCUGAAGACGGCGUGCGAGAAGACAUUUUCGGUGAUGCAUCACGUCAUCCAGAGGACCAUAUCGUACGCUCACGAACUCGCCGGUCCCGGUCGCAGGCCCAGUCCGCCCCAGCUGGAGCUGAGGAUGGUGCAGAGCAAAGCGGACAUCGAGGACCCCGCCAUCGUGACGGAGGCCACCGUCAUAUCGUAACGAUCGCCCGCCUCGGUCCCUGUAAAGCUCAUUUUGUAACACAUCGCCUCAGAAGGACAGGGAGUCACAAACGCAACACGAGCCGCGGCCCCCGCCGAGGUAGUGCGCCUGCCACCGCUACGCAACACCGUUUUGUCCAUGGCGCUCGUUGUCGUCUUGUCCUCCACGCCUGGUAGCAGCGUUAGCGCUGGCUGUGUCUCAAACGGAGCGCUCGCUCCAGUACACUUCCAUAAGUACACUGCGAGUGUGUGAAUACCCACGGUGUAGUGCUGUCCCUGAAUACAUCACAAUAUUUACUUGCUUCUCCUCAUCCGCCAUUGCCGCUCUGAAUGCAGCGUCCGUGUACCGGCAGUAGGGAUGUAACGAUAUACCGUAAAAUCUUCAACCACGGUAAGACCCCCCACGCUUUGUCUUACCGUUUUUAAAGUGAAAUGAUGCUAAAAUUGUGAUUUGAUGAAGUCAAAUGGCUUAAUAGCUAACAUGAAUACAACACACAUUACCUCUUUCCCCUAUUAAAAAAUGACAUUCCCCAAUCUAUUUUUCGGAGUAUAAGUCG